AUGGAUGUGCCCAAUAACCUUCAAAUCCCUCCGGCUUGGCUCAGACUCUCAGGGCUCCGUCUCCGCGGUGAAGCUCUGUCGGCUGUCAUAAUUUCUCUACCCGUUCGUCUCAUCGCCAACCUGCCACAAGACGACGACUGGCCAAGACCGACGAAGACCAUGGACUCUAUUCGGGCCCUUCUGGGCCUCAAACCACGGCGGGUUCCGCCGCCGAAGAUCGAAACUGACGAAAUCUUCCCGGUACAUUUCUUCGACGACACACCCACGUACCGGGAUCUCAUCUUGUGCUGGACUCUCCGCUUCAACGACGUCCUCGACGCCGAUAAGCUGCAUGAUGCCCUCGUCCGGCUGCUGAAUAUGGGCGAUUGGAGGAAGCUCGGGGGCCGGCUUCGCUUAAGGGUGAGUGAGAGAGCCUUCACUGUGACCCAGCUGCUGGGUUCAAUCUGCGUCGCCAGAUCAGAUGGCCGGUUGGAGAUCCACGUACCGACCCCCUUCACACCAGCUCGUCCACCCGUUCGCUUCUCCCACAUUACCUUCGACGUCAGCAUCAAAGAGCACCCCCUCGCCAGCCAACUCCCGCAGCCGACACCCGAUCUCUCCCUGCACCCGUCAUCUGUGACCUUCCGCCCCUUCGGCGCCCGCUCCGACGCACCGACCACCAUCGACGACUUCCUGUACAGCGACGAGCCGCAGCUCUCACUACACGUGACGUCCUUCAGGGACGCAACCCUCGUCGCGCUGUCGUGGCCGCACACCAUGACCAGCGGCCUCGGCCGGAGGGACCUCGUAGCAGCCUGGUCCCUGGUCCUGGCCGGUCGAGAGGCCGAGGUCCCGCCCAUGCUCGGAGCCCGCGAGGAUCCCCUGGAAAAGCCGAGUACCGCCGCCGUCGAGGACCAGGAGCCGUACGUCCUCGAGCCGAAACGGAUCCCGGGGCUGGGCAUGCUCUGGUUCGGGCUGCGGUUCGCUUGGGAGCUCCUCUGGUAUAGUGUCGAGGGGCGGAUGAUGUGCCUGCCGCCAAAAUUCGUCGCGAGGCUGCGCCAGGAGGCCGUCGAAGGGCUCAAAGCCGCCGGCGGCGGCGGCGGCGGCGGCGGCGUGGACGGGGAGGAGGAUGUCGACGUCCCCUUUCUCAGCGAUGGCGACAUCAUAUCGGCCUGGGCCACGCGCCUCGUCUCCGUGUCGCGUGGUCCCUCCCGCCCCAUUACCGCCAUCAACGCCGUCGACAUCCGGGGCCGGGUCAAGUCCGCCUUCGACUCCGGCGCGGCCUACGUGCAGAACCUCGCCUUGGGCACAUUCACCUUCUUUACGGCCCACGAGAUCCCCAACCUGCCGCUUGGACAACUCGCCUACAGGUUUCGACGGAGCAUCCAGGAGCAGGUCAGCGAGCCGCAGGUCCUGGCUUUGAUGAGGCUGAUGAGGGCUCAGAAACCGCCCGGCUCGCCCAUGUUAUUUGGGGAGGCGAAUGCUUUGCUUGUCGUCUUCAGCAGCUGGGCGAAAGCCAAGUUUUACGAAUCGGUUGACUUUGGUCCGGCAGUUGUGAGCACUGGCGCAUGGGAGGAGAGGCCCUCGCAUGUGCCCGGGCGGAUGGUGUAUCACCACGCGCAAAGCAUGGUGGAGAGCGCGAUGACGAGAAAUGUUUUCAACAUCUUGGGUAAAGACCCGCAGGAGAAUUAUUGGAUUUCGGCCUUUUUGCUGCAUGAUUCUUGGGCCAAGAUUGAGGAGGAGAUUCGAAAUUCUGCAUAGCCUAGAGGUGCCACCAUACGAUGAUAUAUGAUUGAUUCAAUGUUCCCAUACGACAUACUCCAUUUUAGCUAGGCAUGCCAUGUAGAUUCCCAUUCUGAUAUAUCAUACACAGUAAUAACAGCCGCAUGGUCC
Sodiomyces alkalinus F11 is the source of this 1872-nucleotide messenger RNA. RefSeq lists its product as hypothetical. The record is from RefSeq and is a predicted model, not a curated record. The transcript has 5 exons. Bases 1 to 1740 code for a protein of 579 amino acids. NCBI's taxonomy places the organism in Eukaryota, Fungi, Ascomycota, Sordariomycetes, Glomerellales, Plectosphaerellaceae.